Messenger RNA from Aaosphaeria arxii CBS 175.79, 1533 nucleotides. RefSeq names its product FolC bifunctional protein. The record is from RefSeq and is a predicted model, not a curated record. Lineage: Eukaryota; Fungi; Ascomycota; Dothideomycetes; Pleosporales. Gene Ontology annotation, cellular component: cytoplasm; mitochondrion; cytosol. Bases 1 to 1533 code for a protein of 510 amino acids. Gene Ontology annotation, biological process: tetrahydrofolylpolyglutamate biosynthetic process. Gene Ontology annotation, molecular function: tetrahydrofolylpolyglutamate synthase activity; ATP binding. The transcript has 3 exons.
AUGGACAAGCGCGACUAUGCCGCUGCUGUGGCAGCGCUCAACACCCUUCAGUCCAAUUUUUCUGUCGUCGAUGCGAUAAGGAAGUCGGGGAAAGGGAUGAACAAGCUUGCUAUACCCGAAAUGCUUGAGUGGCUCAAAAAGAUUGGAUACAAGCCUUCUGACUUCGAUCGCUUGAACCCUAUACAUAUCGCCGGCACCAAGGGCAAAGGCUCUACGAGCGCUAUCAUUUCCUCCAUCCUUGCGCAGUACUCAUCUCCGACUACCAAUACUACCCCCCCGCGCCCUUCAAAGGUCGGAUUAUACACUUCGCCACAUCUUCGUUUCGUCCGUGAAAGAAUUCAGAUCAACAACGAGCCCAUAUCCGAGGAGAAAUUUGCAAAAUAUUUUUUCGAGAUCUGGGAUCGUUUGGAAGCUGCAGCGAAAGAGGCGCCGGCACACCCCGAUGUGCCUACGAAGCCGGUGUAUUUCCGCUAUCUGACCCUCAUGGCGCUCCAUGCCUACUUGGAAGAAGGCGUUGAUACAGCGGUUAUUGAAUGUGGUAUAGGCGGAGAAUAUGACAGUACAAAUAUCCUCUCCAAACCGACCGUCACGGCUGUGACGAGUCUAGGCAUCGAUCAUGUUGCAAUGCUUGGCUCUACGCUUCCAGAAAUUGCGUGGCACAAGGCCGGUAUAUUCAAGAAUGGUAGCGUAGCCCUCUCAGUGCCACAAGGAGAGGUGGCACUUGCUGUACUUCGAGAUCGAGCAGCCGAAAAGGGCGAGAGCCUGCAUGUGGUGCACAUGCACCCUGCGCUUGCCAACAACGAGAUCAGAUUGGGCCUCCAAGCGGAGUUUCAGAAGAUCAACGCGUCAGUGGCAAUUGCAGCCGCAGCUAUUCACCUCCGCUUGCUUGGGCAUGAUGAUAUUCCAGACCCCACAACUACCGAGCACAUUCCCCUCCCAUCGAAGUUUGUUCAGGGGCUUGAACAAGUGCGGUGGGCAGGCCGCUGCGAUAUUCGUCGUGAGAAAAACGUAAUAUGGCAUAUUGAUGGGGCACACACGCUAGAGAGCAUUGAAGUCACUGGUCGAUGGUUUGCUGAACAAGUUAAAGCAACUCAAAAUGCAGGUGCAAACGUUCCACGCAUUCUGAUCUUCAACCAACAGACACGUGAUGCCAGUGCCCUAGCCAGAGCUUUGUAUAUUGCCUUACAAGCUGUUGUUACUUCGGAUUCGUCGGUAUCACCAUUCACACAUGUCAUCUUUACAACGAACCAGACAUCCAAUGCUGGCUUCAAACCUGAUCUCGUCUCGAUCAAUACCGACCAACAUGAGGUUGAUAGCCUCGCAGUGCAGAACGCUCUUGCGAGAACAUGGUCCGAGAUCGACCCUUCCGCAGAAGUAUGCGUGCUCAAGACGAUCGAGGAAGCCUUAGAAACGGUGCGGUCGGUUGCGCGUCUUUCGAAUUUGGACGGUGCUGAAAACGCAGAGACUAUGGUUCUGGUAACGGGGAGCCUGCACUUGGUUGGUGGUGCUAUCGAGAUUUUAGAAACUGAAUGA